CCUUACCUUACCCUUACGCUUGGCCCUUUUCUUUGUAUUUCCUCUUUUCGAGUUUCAUCUUCUUCUUAAGCUGGCAGAUUACUCUUUUUGCGUCGUUCCUUCAAAAACAUAAAAUACAUCUAUACACACACAUAUAUAUUCUCUUGACCCUAAAGAUAGAGGUGUCGACUGAUAAGCAUUUAGAGGGGAACGGUUAUACCUUUAUCAACCUCGUCCAAGAACGAACACUCUAACACACUCAACAUGGGUUCAAUCUCACCAUCGACCAAACGUGCCAUCACGGCCUCGGACAUUGACAAUCUCCAAACCCUGCUGAAAGAUACGUCCGCCAAGGUCCUCGCGCCGACGGACGAGGGCUACGAGAAGAGUAUCCACCGCUGGUCCCGCGCCGCAGAGAAACCGGCGGGGGCCGUCUUGACCCCGACGUCCGCGCAAGAAGUCAGCGUCGCGCUCAAGUACGCGAGCGAGAAGGGCAUCGACGUCGCCGUCAAGGGAGGCGGGCACAGCACGGCGGGCGUGAGCAGCACCGACGGCGGACUGCUGGUCGACCUCAACGCCAAGAUGCGCGGGGUCAGCGUCGCGGAUUGGGAAGGCGGAGUCAAGGCGUUCAAGGUCCAGGGCGGAGCGACGUGGGGGGACGUCGACCAGGAAGGGGUCAAGUUUGGCCUCGCGACUGUGGGAGGUACGGUCGCAGAUACUGGCGUAGGUGGUCUCGUACUUGGCGGCGGUUAUGGAUGGCUCACGGGGCAACAUGGUCUCUCGAUCGAUUGUAUGCUCGAAUGCACCGUGGUCCUUGCAAACGGUGACAUCGUCAAGGCGAACCCCAAGGAGAACGCAGAUCUCUUCUGGGCUCUGCAGGGCGCGGGCCAGAACUUUGGAGCCGUCACCGAGUUCGUACUGAAGGCUUUCGAGCAGGGCGACGUCUGGGCUGGACUCCUGAUCUUCCCACCGACACCUGAAAUCAUAACGAAGGUUGUCGACGCCACCAACAGGCUCUACACUCCGGACGCGAACGGAAAGACAAAAGUUGCCGGCAGGGGCACCGGAGGUAUCGCCAUCGCCAGGCCUCCACCCGCGGGCGGACAGGUCAUGAUCCUGGUGAGUGUCAUAUACUUCGGCACGGAGCAGGAGGCCAAGACCAUGUACAAGGAGCUUUAUGAUCUGGGGGCGCCGGUCGACACGACGGCCAUGGUCCCAUACCCGACCGUCAACACCCUCUUGGCGCCGCCGAUCGGGAUGCGUGCGAGCAUGAAGGGAGCGGCGUUCAGCAUGCCAGUCCGCACCGACUUUGUGCUGGAGAUGCUCGAGAACUAUGUCGCCUUCACGGACCCCGAUCCGGAUACGCACGUGAGCAUCAUCUUGUGGGAGAUUUUCGACCCCCUGAAGGUGGUCCAGGAGAAGAACGUUGGCAGCUUUGCGAAUAGAGGUUGGCACUUGAACGGCCUGAUUUUACCCAUGUGGAACAAACAAGAGAACGACGCCAAGUGUAGACAGUGGGCUCGGGAUGUCAACGAAAAGUUCAAGGCCGAACUGGAGAGACAGGGGAAAGAGACGGGCAAAGGUGUCGAGGGUGGUGUUGGAUUGAGAGGUGACAAAGGGGCCGUGUUGCUCUAUGGAAAUUAUGAUCAAUAUGAUGAGAGAUCCAGGGAUAUCUUUGGAGAGAAUUAUGCAAAACUUCAAGGGUUGAAGGCGAAAUAUGAUCCUGGAAGCACAUUCAAUAAACUCUUUGCUAUCGCUCCUCAGUCUUGAAGGCAGGGAGAAACUAGGCUGCCGCCAUCAGUCCAAGUAGAAUAUAAAUGAUACAUUGUCC
This is a messenger RNA of Exophiala oligosperma, 1810 nucleotides long. RefSeq lists its product as uncharacterized. The transcript is spliced from 3 exons. Gene Ontology annotation, molecular function: oxidoreductase activity; FAD binding. The coding region runs from base 244 to 1749 and encodes 501 amino acids. The record is from RefSeq and is a predicted model, not a curated record. NCBI's taxonomy places the organism in Eukaryota, Fungi, Ascomycota, Eurotiomycetes, Chaetothyriales, Herpotrichiellaceae.